AUGAAUUCAUUAAGUUUCAAAUCGCAUUCUCAGACAAAAUUUUCAAAGAGAACCGUGGACAAAAAUAUUAUUUCACCCGAGUCAGUUUUACAUUGGUUAAAAAAUGAUCUUGGAUAUCGCCAUAAGUGUGGUUCUUUAGUUGACGAAGUAAAUGAAAGUGACUUGACAAAAGAAGAAAUUCAAAAACUUUGUCGUAAUAAUGAAUUUGCGUCUAUUUUCAAAUUUCUUAUGGAACACAUAAAAUCUUCAAAAGAAGUUCUUCAGUAUAAGAAAUCAAAAGUCGCACGUAACAUUCAACAUAAAUUGAAAUUAGAAAAAAAGUUAGCUCAAACAUUAGCAAUUGUUGAAGAAGGUGAAAUGCAAACGAAACAAAUGAUUUCACAAAUUUCUGAGAUUGUUAAAGAAGAAAUACGUGAGAAAGAAAAUAAAAUAUACAUGAAGGAAAUGUUUCGUGAAAAUUGUAGAUCAUUUGGUAAUCAAGAAAUUGAAUAUGGGAAACUUUUUGAAGAAUAUAAAAUCGUGAGGAAAAGGACUGAGAAUGGAGGGACAGGGAUGAGAAAUGAAACAGAUUUUGCAUUGAAAGGCAUUGAAACCACUUUGACAAAUUUUCGUGUAAAUCAUGCGUCCAGAUUUAUAAAGAUUGAAUCAAUAUUAAACAAUAUCAUGGGAAUCAAGGAACAAAUACACAAAACCACCGAAUCAACUAGAUUAUUUUUAAAACGACAUGCUCCUGAUAUGAUGGAUCAAGUAAUAUUAGUAUUAGAAAAAAAAGCAGAAUCGGAAGCUAUUCAAGCGGCACUUAAUAUCAUGUUACAUCAUACCCAAAGAUUGGAAUCUCGAUAUCAAGAAUUGAGUAAUAUUUCAAGGGAUCAGUUAAUGAUAUUACGCGAUCAAGAACAAAAACAAAAUAUAAUUCAACGACAAAUUUUCAUUAAUCAACAUACAAAGACAAAAUUCAUAGAACAGUCAAAUGAGAUAACAAAAUUCAUGCGAGAAGAUCUUUAUCCUUUCUGUAAACAUCUUGAUACUUUGACAAAAGAUCUUGAUUGUACGAUGUUAAAAGAGAAUGAACAGUUUAAUAAUAUAGAUUUGAAAUUGGCUUUACAGGUCAAAAUUGACAGUAAUCUAAGGAUUGUUAAUUCUCUCGAUAUUUAUCGUGUGCGCGAUGAAAAGCUUUUUAAAGAAUUUAAGAAUAUCAUACAAUGCCCAAAGUAUUUAGAUGUUGACGUUUUCUUUAAAACCGUAGCCGAUUUAAAAUUCGAAGCAAAUAAUUUGUUAAAGGUGAUACAAAUAAAUGGAAUGAACCGUGAUGAUAAAACUGUAUCGAUAUAUAAAAAAACGACGAGUGAUAUACAAAAUUCAGUAGAAAAGUUCAAAGAUAUGAUGGAAUCCCUGGAAGAGACUUUUAUGAAUAAACAAAUUCCUCGAAUAGAAAAUAAACUUAGGAAAUCUGAAAUCGCCGAGACAAUAUUCCAAGAGAUUGUACAAAUUCUUGAAGAUAGGUAA
Diversispora eburnea is the source of this 1506-nucleotide messenger RNA. NCBI's taxonomy places the organism in Eukaryota, Fungi, Glomeromycota, Glomeromycetes, Diversisporales, Diversisporaceae. The record is from the annotation of a GenBank genome assembly.